Pantherophis guttatus is the source of this 5346-nucleotide messenger RNA. Lineage: Eukaryota; Metazoa; Chordata; Lepidosauria; Squamata; Colubridae. The record is from RefSeq and is a predicted model, not a curated record.
UGGAGACCGCGAGGGCGGAGCUAAGAGAAAUCUCAGAGCCGCGCAGCGCUCUGGAGUUGAGGCGGCAUCAGCUGAGGACGGAGCGACGGUCGUGGCAGGAAAUAGUUCCUCAAGAUGGAGGACGGGAAGCCUGUUUGGGCUCCACACCCAACUGAUGGGUUUCAGAUGGGGAGCAUUGUGGAUAUCGGACCUGACGGUUUAACUAUUGAACCUGUAAAUCAAAAAGGCAAGACCAUUUUUGCUGCUAUCAACCAAGUCUUUCCCGCAGAGGAGGACAGUAAGAAGGAUGUGGAGGAUAAUUGUUCCCUAAUGUAUUUAAAUGAAGCUACCCUCUUACAUAAUAUAAGAGUUCGCUACAGCAAGGAUAGAAUUUAUACUUAUGUAGCCAACAUCCUGAUAGCAGUGAAUCCUUACUUCGAUAUACCAAAACUUUACUCAUUAGAUGUUAUUAAAAAGUAUCAAGGCAAGUCACUAGGGACGCUGGCGCCUCACGUUUAUGCAAUUGCUGACAAAGCCUUCCGCGACAUGAAAGUGCUCAAGAUGAGUCAGUCGAUCAUCGUGUCUGGUGAAUCAGGAGCUGGCAAGACAGAAAAUACUAAAUUUGUUUUACGGUAUUUGACUGAAUCUUAUGGUAGUGGACAAGAUAUUGAUGACAGGAUUGUAGAAGCCAAUCCACUACUAGAAGCAUUUGGAAACGCAAAGACUGUUCGUAACAAUAAUAGCAGUCGUUUUGGAAAAUUUGUAGAAAUCCAUUUCAAUGAAAAGAAUUCAGUUGUUGGUGGAUUUGUGUCACAUUAUCUCCUGGAGAAAUCCAGGAUUUGUGUUCAAGGCCCAGAAGAAAGGAAUUACCACAUAUUCUAUAGGCUAUGUGCUGGAGCCCCUGAAAAUAUAAGGGAGAAAUUGUAUUUAAGUUCACCAGAUAACUUUAGGUAUUUAAACCGUGGGUGCACUCGCUACUUUGCUACUAAAGAAACUGAUAAGCAGAUUUUACAGAAUCGCAAAAGUCCUGAGUACCAAAAAUCAGGUUCCUUGAAGGACCCUCUGCUAGAUGACCAUGGAGAUUUUAACAGGAUGUGCACUGCAAUGAAGAAGAUUGGGCUUAAUGAUGAAGAGAAGCUGGACCUCUUCCGAGUGGUUGCUGGUGUUUUACAUCUGGGGAAUAUUGAUUUUGAAGAAGCUGGCAGCACAUCUGGUGGAUGUACACUGAAAAAUAAAUCUGCCCAGUCUUUGGAAUACUGUGCUAAACUACUUGGCUUGGAUGAGGAUGAUCUCCGUGUGAGUUUAACCACCAGAGUCAUGCUGACAACAGCAGGGGGCACCAAAGGGACGGUUAUCAAGGUUCCAUUAAAAGUAGAACAAGCAAAUAAUGCACGUGAUGCUUUGGCAAAAACUGUCUAUAGUCACCUCUUUGACCAUGUGGUCAACAGGGUAAAUCAAUGUUUCCCAUUUGAGACGUCGUCUUUUUUCAUUGGUGUUCUGGAUAUUGCAGGUUUUGAAUAUUUUGAACACAACAGCUUUGAACAGUUUUGCAUUAAUUACUGUAAUGAGAAGCUACAGCAAUUCUUUAAUGAAAGGAUCCUUAAAGAGGAACAAGAACUUUAUCAAAAAGAAGGUUUAGGUGUUAAUGAAGUACAUUAUGUGGAUAACCAGGACUGUAUAGAUUUGAUUGAAGGAAAAUUGAUAGGAAUUCUUGAUAUUUUGGACGAAGAAAAUCGUCUUCCACAGCCAAGCGAUCAACAUUUCGCUUCAGUGGUUCAUCAGAAACAAAAACAACAUUUCAGGCUAUCAAUACCCAGAAAGUCUAAAUUGGCUGUUCAUCGAAAUAUUCGUGAUGAUGAGGGAUUUAUCGUCAGACAUUUUGCAGGAGCAGUUUGCUAUGAGACGACCCAAUUUGUGGAGAAAAACAACGAUGCUUUGCAUAUGUCUCUGGAAUCCCUUAUAUGUGAAUCCAAAGAUAAAUUUAUCCGACUACUUUUUGAGUCCAACACUAACAACAAUAAGGAUACUAAGCAAAAAGCAGGAAAACUAAGUUUUAUCAGCGUGGGCAACAAAUUCAAGACUCAGCUAAACCUGCUUCUGGAAAAGCUUCGUAGCACUGGAUCAAGCUUUAUUCGAUGCAUCAAACCGAAUCUAAAGAUGACCAGUCACCAAUUUGAAGGUGCUCAAAUCCUCUCUCAGCUCCAAUGUUCAGGCAUGGUGUCUGUUUUGGACUUAAUGCAAGGUGGCUUCCCAUCACGAGCCUCAUUCCAUGAACUUUAUAACAUGUAUAAAAAAUAUAUGCCUGAAAAACUGACCCGUCUGGAUCCGAGACUCUUCUGCAAGGCUCUCUUCAAAGCCCUUGGCUUAAAUGAACAAGAUUAUAAAUUUGGAUUAACCAAAGUGUUCUUUAGACCUGGCAAGUUUGCAGAAUUUGAUCAAAUCAUGAAGUCUGAUCCAGAUCAUCUUGCUGACCUGAUUAAACGUGUGAACCACUGGCUUCUCUGCAGCCGUUGGAAGAAGGUUCAGUGGUGUUCUUUAUCAGUUAUCAAAUUGAAAAACAAAAUCAAGUACAGAGCAAGUGCCUGUAUUAAAAUACAAAAGACAAUUCGUAUGUGGCUAUGCAAGAGAAGGCAUCAACCACGCAUAGAUGGUUUAAUAAAGCUUCGCACACUGAAACAGCGGCUAUAUAAAUUCAAUGAAGUAGUAACUGCUCUCAAAGAGGGGAAGGCAGAAAUGAGCAAGCAGGUCAAGGACCUUGAGAUGUCCAUUGAUGCUCUGAUGGCCAAGAUCAAGGCCACUGUCAUGCCUAGACAACAGAUUCAGAAGGAAUAUGAUGCCCUAGUUAAAAGCUCUGAGAAACUUUUGGGUGCCCUUCAGAAAAAGAAGCAGCAAGAGGAGGAAGCCGAAAGAUUGAGACGCAUCCAGGCAGAAAUGGAGAAAGAAAGGAAAAGGCGUGAGGAAGAGGAACAGCGUCGGAAGAAGGAAGAGGAAGAAAGGCGACUGAAAUAUGAGAUUGAAGCAAAGAGAAAACUGGAAGAAGAAGAAAGGAAAAAGAGAGAGGAUGAAGAAAGAAGAAUUCAGGCUGAAGUUGAGGCUCAGCUGGCCAAAGAACGUGAAGAAGCGAGUCAGCAGCAAACCAUUCUCGAACAAGAGCGCAGAGAUCACGAGCUGGCUUUGCGAAUUGCUCAAAGCGAAUCUGAGCUCAUCAACGAUGAGGCUCAGCUGGACCCAAGUUUGCGCAGACUCAAUGGAACAAGGUGUCAAAUGACCGCGGAACAAAUGGUCAAAGAAAUAUCAGAAUACUUAUCUAGGGGACCUUCAGUUCAAGCUACCAAAGCUGCAGCUGGCAUUAAAAAGCAUGACCUUAGCAAGUGGAAGUAUGCAGACCUGCGAGAUACAAUCAAUACCUCUUGUGAUAUUGAAUUGCUGGCAGCUUGCAGAGAAGAGUUUCAUAGGCGGCUUAAGGUUUAUCAUGCUUGGAAGGCCAAGAACAAGAAACGCAAUACUGAAAUGGAACAGCGGGCUCCCAAAUCAGUGACUGAUUACGAUUUUGCACCAUUUUUGAACAACUCAACUCAGCAGAAUCCAGCAAGUCAGUUGUCCGUUAGACAGCAGCAAGAGAUCGAAAUGAACCGCCAACAGCGAUAUUUUCGAAUUCCUUUCAUCCGCCCAGCAGAUCAAUACAAGGAUCCACAGAAUAAGAAAAAAGGCUGGUGGUAUGCUCACUUUGAUGGACCAUGGAUUGCUCGUCAAAUGGAACUUCAUCCUGAUAAGCAACCCAUUUUGCUAGUAGCUGGCAAGGAUGACAUGGAGAUGUGUGAGCUGAACCUUGAAGAAACUGGCCUGACUCGUAAGCGAGGUGCUGAAAUUUUGCCACGGCAGUUUGAAGAGAUUUGGGAACGCUGUGGUGGAAUCCAGUAUCUUCAAAAUGCAAUUGAGAGCAAACAAGCUCGGCCGACUUAUGCAACUGCUAUGCUGCAGAACUUGUUGAAAUAAAUAGUUAUUUUGCACCUUCUGAGUACAGCGGAACUUUUAACAUUCCAUAAUCAUGUAGAGAUGUUUAAUAUAAAUUGAUUUUAUUAAUGUGUCGAUUUUUAGUUUGUACUUUUGAUGUCUUAAUUUGUGUAGUCAGCUCAUUCAUUCUCAAGAUCUAAAUUUUUCUUUCAGUCAAGUAUGUUGUUUGCUUUAGGCCAGCAUAUGAUAAUACAAAUAAUACUGUAAUAUAGAGCAGAAAUGGUAAAUCUACGAUUCUCCUAUCGUGCUGGGUUCCAACAUCUGUCAACCCCAACUCAUAGUCAGUGCUAUGGGGUAUAAGUCCAGCAGUGAUUGGAGAAUUAGAGACCACCAUCCCUGAUGUAGCAUAACAUACUACCAAUAUGUAGUUUAGAACUACCCAAAAUGGCGUUUUAUCUUCUGUAACACAGUUCCCAGAUACUAUCUGGAAAAAUGAGUUUCCACAAAGUAGAAGAAGCCGUGUUUUCUUUACACUAGGCUAACUAGAACUGUGAGGCCUUAAUGUUCUUAACUUUUAAUGUACAGAAAUUAAAGUAGACUCCUAUAAAGGUGAAAGAUAACCCUUCAACAUCACUUGCAAACAAGCAUUUUGGGAAAAUGUGUCUUAAGGUAGAUCGGGUGUCAUAUACUGAAUAUAGAAAAACUUGAGCCUGAAGUGCUUUAGCAAUUCAGAACUGAAACGGUUUGAUGCACUUUUAAGCAGUUGUGCAUGUGUGUAUUUGUCUUCUUUUUUAAACUGCUUUUUUUUUCUUUUUUACAAAACAGUUUCCUUCAGACAAUUCAUGUUUAAUUUUUUUGUCAUAACUGUAUUAGUCAACUGUAUUUCUCAGUCAAAGUGAAAUAUAAUUCACAGAGAUUUAUAUAUGCAGAUAUUUAUGGCUGGAGCCAUCAGAGAAGUGAACUCCAUGAAUUAUGCCAGCAAAGUUGAAUUUGAAUAUAGGGACCUGUGUUGUCCUUCUAUGCAUCUCUGAAAUGAAUAUGGAUUAAGUAGAUUUUUUCCUGAAUCCUGAUGAAAUGGCAGAACCCUGGCAUUUCUUGUUACAUCAUGCUGCUUCAAAUUGUUUAACUUCAAAGUGUUCAAGGUUUUUCUCUCUCUCCUAAUCUAAUAGAUCUUUUCUUGUUGCUAAUCUCCCAAAUUCAGGUUUUGGGGGCUUUUCUUUUCGGCAGGAUUUCCUUAACAGUAAUUAAAAUACUUGCAGCAAGUUAUUUCUUUCAGACAGUUUUAAAUUGCCUUUGGUUGAUGUUGCAAAAUAACCUAAUGUAAGCAAUAACAAAUCUUGGUGUUAUCACCGUUUUGGGAUCUUUAUAGAAAUUAAGAAAUGUCACUUAAUAAAAAAAAAAUUACAGAACUCA